This is a messenger RNA of Galdieria sulphuraria, 1021 nucleotides long. Its product is annotated as abortive infection protein-like protein. Gene Ontology annotation, biological process: CAAX-box protein processing. The record is from RefSeq and is a predicted model, not a curated record. Gene Ontology annotation, molecular function: metalloendopeptidase activity. The coding region runs from base 2 to 973 and encodes 323 amino acids. Gene Ontology annotation, cellular component: membrane. The transcript has a single exon. NCBI's taxonomy places the organism in Eukaryota, Rhodophyta, Bangiophyceae, Galdieriales, Galdieriaceae.
UAUGUUGCGAUUUGGUUUACUUUUCGUGCGAACAUGUGGUAUUUGCGGAAGAAUAGAACACGGGACAACUCAAAGCUAUCAUAUGAGUUCAAGCUUUAAGAACAGUUUGCGAGCCCUUCAUGUUACUCAUCUUGCACACUUUAAAGUGAAUUAUUUUGGCAGAACUUUUCGGAAUCUGUACAAGCGGAAAAGUUACUCUCGACCUCUUUUUGUCGGUACUUUGGCUGGCACUGCCUGUCUGACGCUGAAGGCAAUACUGAAAAAGGAUACGGUCGGAUCAAAUGAUGUUUCCAAGCUUGAAACUGACAAUGAGCAUUCUGAAGGCCCGGAUCAGUUACAUAUGUCGACGACUAAGGUUAAGAAGCAUCGAGAGACAAGGGUUCUCUUGUCCGGACUGGUUUUUGAAAUAGGUUUAGGGUUGACGGGUUCACUGUUUGCCUGGAAACUAGGCUUACCAGUACUCGGAAAAGGUUUCCAUAUAUCUCCUUUUACUUUAUUACAAGGAGCACUUGCGUCUAUUCCCUUGUUAGGAUUCGUCUAUUUUAUAGAACAGCUACCAUUUCAGUUUUUGAAGGAAACGGCCUCUGAAACGCAACGCAUCAUAGCAGAAGUUUUUCUUUAUAGACGUAGUUCUGAAAUUGGCCUGCUUUGUAUGUGUACGGGUAUAGCAGAGGAGAUAGCUUUUCGUAGUUUCCUUUACAGCUGGUUGGUUUCAAUAGUUCACUUGUCGACCUGUCAAGGCUUGUUACUGUCUAGUUUCCUGUUUGGUCUUUUUCAUCCAGUUUCGCCAGCAUAUGUAUAUAUUGCCUCACUUGCAGGUUCCUAUUUUGGUUUUUUGUAUAUUAUGACGGGUAACAAUGUUUUCGUUCCCGCUGUUGCACAUGCAGUUUAUGAUUACGUUAUCCUUGAGAUAUCUCGAUACCAAAUGCUCCGAAACAAAAGCAUUUCUUCACACAAGGACAAGAUAGACUGACGUUUGCAACUUUGCUAUGUACAUUACCAUAAAAAUGAGUCGUUUUGG